This is a messenger RNA of Fonsecaea erecta, 327 nucleotides long. RefSeq lists its product as hypothetical. The record is from RefSeq and is a predicted model, not a curated record. Bases 1 to 327 code for a protein of 108 amino acids. The transcript has 2 exons. NCBI's taxonomy places the organism in Eukaryota, Fungi, Ascomycota, Eurotiomycetes, Chaetothyriales, Herpotrichiellaceae.
AUGUCCUUUGCAGUGGUGCUGGAGGGCAUGACACUUGCCGCAUUUGCCGUUCUGCUUGUGGGUGGAAAGCAGAAAAGAGAACAAGGUUGGGGCGUCCUCACAAUAUUGGUAGCAUUGGCAGCGUUUGUGCAGGCCAUUGGAAUGGCGUUGAUGGCAUAUUUGUACGAAAACGACGAGCGGUUUUUCUCCGGCUGGUAUCUCGACAAGAGUUGGACCAUGUGUACAGUUUCAUGGAGUUUUGAAGCAUUAUGUGCGGUUGCCAUCACCCUGGCGGCAGUGACGCUGCCAAGCGAAGGAGGAUACGAAUUGAUUCCAGACCAUGGCUAA